CAACCCCACCUCCCCGCCCCCGCCCGCCCGCUGCCCGCCUCCUCCUCCGAGCCGGCAUCUGAAAUAGCGGCAGUGGAGCUGCGCGCGCGGGCAGGAGCUAGAGCUGCCUGCAAGCUGCCGCCGGCGCCACCGCAGCGGCGAUCAUAACAGCGGCGGCUGAGGCGACAGCGCACGCAAGCACGCGCGCGCGCGCGACGCGAGGGACCCUUCUGAACGUUCCGAGAGCAGCAGCAGCAGCAGCGGAGCGCGCGCCUGAGGACCACCUAAGAAACAUAAUGUUCUUUUUCACGCUGUUGGGGAGCUGCAAACCCUUGUACUAGGCCCCAUCCAGGGGUUAUCUUCUCAUACCAGGACCUUUGAAAAGCCACCAGAAGCCUGUGAAGUAAUUGUGCGUUGUUUUUACAAGGGACAACAUCAUAACAGCACUUUCUGUUUGUUUUUGUUUUCAAAGUUCUUGCACUGGGACAUUUCUUCUCCUUGGACUGAGAUAUGAAGGUUCUUUAAUAAUUGUUUCCAAGCCGGAAUUCUAAGGGAUAUUAGCAAUGAAGAAAACCCUCUUUCCUUGCAUGUCACACUGGAAAACAAGUGGAUUAUUAUUGAACUUUCACAAGGAACCCUCUAGCCUUUUUGUGUGCUUUGCAGAUCUUUGCACUGAGAUUUUCCCAGGCGGGAAGAAAUUACCUCUAUGCAUUUUGCUGUGCCAAAAGAUAUUUGCCUCAUAAACAAAACUUAACCAGGAUCUGUGAGACGGUCUGUUACAACUCACGUUAAUGGCAGGAGUUUGCAGUGCGACCAAUUGGUAGACAAAGAUUACAGUCACUUUCCUUUAGAUCCAUAGGCUCCCUCUGAACAGGAAACUGCCUUACUUGCCUGAUAAAUGGGAAUCUUCAGACUAAUCACUCAUGAAAAUUGUUGUCUUGACAAAAUCUUAGGUAGCAUCUUCACUAAGUCUUCAGCUCUGCUUGUGGAAAAUACAUCUGAUAAUCAUUGAUAUCUAGAUGCAAAGUUGUGUCUGACCGUUUGUGAAUAAAUGCGAGACAUGAAUCUUUCUCUUGAGAGAGCACUUGGUAACACUGUUGGUGUAUGCUCUUUUGAGUGGUCUUCUUCCUCUUCCUGCUUAGCACUCCAGGCAACUCUUGAUUAAAGUCACCAAGGAAGUAAUUAUUUCCCCCCUUCCAUUCCUGCUGUCAAGAUGGCUUCUGUCCGGUUCAUGGUCACUCCCACUAAAAUAGAUGAUAUCCCAGGCCUGUCAGAUACCAGCCCAGACCUCAGCUCCCGCUCCAGCUCCCGCGUCCGCUUCAGCUCCAGAGAAAGUGUCCCUGAAACAACCCGCAGCGAGGGUGCCAGUGACUUCUCUAGAGCAACCAGUUCACUGGCCACUGAAGCAGCUGAGCCGGCCACUGACAAGACUACCAAUCCCCGCACAGAUGCGGCUGAAGAAAUGAAUGCAGUACAUGUCUUAUAUGCAAAAAGCCCGCACUCUUACCUUGCAUCUGGCUUCUGUAGGCAAAAACCAAGGGAAUCUGUGACUCUGCUGACGCAUGAUGUGAGUCAAACUUCCGUCACAGGGGAACAGUAUCAGCUCUUAGAUCCUGGUCACAAGAAGGAUCCUCAUAAUGCCUAUCUCAAUAAUAUCAACUACGAAGAUGGCGAUGAAUUCUUUGACAAGAAUUUGGCACUUUUUGAGGAGGAGAUGGACACCCGGCCCAAGGUGUCCUCCCUGCUCAACCGCAUGGCCAAUUACACCAACUUGAUGCAGGGAGCCCGUGAACAUGAGGAGGCUGAGAAUGUCCCUCCAGGCAAGAAAAAAGCUAUCAAGUCUCCACAGAUGGGCACAUUCAUGGGAGUCUAUCUGCCUUGCCUGCAGAACAUCUUCGGGGUGAUUCUCUUCUUACGGCUCACCUGGGUGGUGGGUACAGCUGGCGUGUUGCAAGCCUUUGCCAUUGUCCUCAUCUGCUGUUGCUGUACUCUGCUAACAGCCAUCUCCAUGAGUGCCAUUGCCACCAAUGGAGUUGUGCCUGCUGGGGGUUCAUACUUCAUGAUCUCACGAGCUUUGGGACCUGAGUUUGGAGGAGCUGUUGGACUCUGCUUUUAUCUGGGCACCACCUUUGCUGCUGCAAUGUACAUUUUGGGAGCCAUUGAAAUCUUCCUGAUGUACAUUGCCCCUGAGGCAGCCAUCUUCCAUAGUGAGGAUCCUUUGAAGGAGCCAGCAGCCAUGCUCAACAACAUGCGGGUGUAUGGCUCAGCCUUUCUAGUGAUUAUGGUGCUGGUGGUGUUCGUGGGUGUACGCUACGUGAAUAAGUUUGCCUCUCUCUUCCUUGCCUGUGUCAUCGUCUCAAUCCUGGCCAUCUACGCUGGUGCCAUCAAGUCCUCUUUUGCACCUCCCGACUUCCCCGUGUGCAUGCUGGGGAACCGUUCUCUCUCCAGGCACCACAUUAAUGACUGUGCCAAGACGGUGGAGCGUGACAACAUCACCCAGCACACUGUCCUCUGGGAGUUUUUCUGCAAUGCUACCAAGCACCACAAUGCCUCCUGUGAUGAUUAUUUUCAGCACAACAAUGUCACCGUUAUCCAGGGUAUCCCAGGGCUGGCUAGUGGCAUUAUCACUGAGAAUCUUUGGAGCAGCUACUUGGUGAAAGGCGAAAUAAUUGAGAAACCAUCAUUGCAUUCAGCUGAUGUGUGGGGAAGCCUGAAUCAGCAGUAUGUGCUGGCUGACAUCACCACUUCCUUUACUCUGCUUGUGGGCAUCUUUUUCCCUUCAGUCACUGGAAUCAUGGCUGGAUCAAAUCGUUCUGGAGACCUGAAGGAUGCCCAGAAAUCUAUCCCCAUUGGUACCAUCCUGGCUAUUCUCACCACCUCCUUUGUGUAUCUUAGCAACGUAGUGCUGUUUGGGGCAUGUGUGGAAGGUGUCGUGCUCAGAGACAAGUUUGGUGAUACAGUGAAAGGGAAUCUGGUGGUCGGGACCCUGUCCUGGCCCUCCCCUUGGGUCAUUGUCAUCGGUUCGUUCUUCUCCACGUGUGGAGCUGGGCUGCAGAGCCUCACCGGCGCACCCAGACUGCUACAAGCCAUAGCCAAGGACAACAUUAUACCCUUCCUGCGGGUAUUUGGCCAUGGAAAAGCCAAUGGAGAACCCACGUGGGCCUUGCUUCUGACAGCAGGCAUUGCAGAACUGGGGAUCCUCAUUGCCUCUUUGGAUAUGGUAGCACCCAUCCUUUCCAUGUUCUUCCUGAUGUGUUAUCUCUUUGUCAACCUAGCCUGCGCAUUACAAACUCUGCUACGCAGCCCCAACUGGAGACCCCGCUUCCGGUACUAUCACUGGGCACUCUCCUUCAUGGGCAUGAGCAUCUGUGUGGCACUCAUGUUCAUCUCCUCCUGGUAUUAUGCAAUUGUUGCCAUGGUGAUAGCUGGAAUGAUCUACAAAUACAUUGAGUACCAUGGGGCCGAGAAGGAGUGGGGCGAUGGCAUCCGUGGCCUGUCCCUCAGCGCAGCCCGCUUCGCCCUGCUGCGUCUUGAGGAGGGGCCACCCCACACCAAGAACUGGAGGCCACAACUGCUGGUGCUGCUAAAGCUGGAUGAGGAUCAGCACGUGAAGCAUCCGCGCCUGCUCACCUUUGCCUCUCAGCUGAAAGCUGGAAAAGGCCUCACCAUCGUGGGCUCCGUCAUGGUGGGCAACUUCCUGGAGUGUUACAGUGAUGCACUGGCUGCCGAGCAGACCAUCAAGCACCUGAUGGAGGCAGAGCGGGUGAAAGGCUUCUGCCAAAUCGUGGUGGCUGCCAAAGUGCGAGAGGGCAUCUCCCACCUCAUUCAGUCCUGUGGGCUGGGUGGCAUGAAGCACAACACGGUUGUCAUGGGCUGGCCCAACGCCUGGCGCCAGAGUGAGGAUGCCCGUGCUUGGAAAACCUUCAUUGGCACUGUCCGAGUGACUACAGCUGCUCACCUCGCCUUGCUUGUGGCAAAGAACGUGUCCUUCUUCCCUAGCAAUACAGAUCCUUUCCCCGAGGGGAGCAUUGACGUCUGGUGGAUUGUUCAUGAUGGUGGGAUGCUGAUGUUACUCCCUUUCCUCCUCAAGCAACACAAGGUGUGGCGUAAAUGCAAAAUCCGCAUCUUCACUGUAGCCCAGCUGGAGGAUAACAGCAUCCAGAUGAAGAAGGAUUUAGCAACCUUUCUCUAUCACCUCCGCAUUGAGGCAGAGGUAGAAGUGGUGGAAAUGCAUGACAGCGACAUUUCUGCCUACACCUAUGAGCGCACGCUGAUGAUGGAGCAGCGCUGCCAGAUGCUGCGGCAAAUGCGUCUCUCAAAGACAGAGCGGGACCGAGAGGUGCUCCCCAUACAGGCGCAGCUGGUGAAGGACAGAAACUCAAUGCUGCGGCUGACCAGCAUCGGCUCAGAUGAUGACGAAGAGACUGAGACUUACCAGGAAAAGGUGCACAUGACGUGGACCAAGGACAAGUACAUGGCAUCCCGAGGGCACAAACCCAAGACCUUGGAGAACUUCCAGGAUCUGCUCAACAUGCGGCCGGACCAGUCCAACGUGAGACGUAUGCACACAGCUGUGAAGCUCAAUGAGGUCAUAGUCAACAAGUCCCACGAUGCCAAGCUGGUACUGCUCAACAUGCCAGGCCCACCACGUAAUCCUGAUGGUGACGAGAACUAUAUGGAAUUCCUGGAGGUCCUAACAGAGGGGCUGGAACGUGUGCUGCUUGUGCGGGGUGGUGGCAGCGAGGUCAUCACUAUCUACUCCUAGGGGAGCGAGGAGGGCUUCCUCCUGAUAGACUCUGUUCUGUCAAAUUGACAUCUGCUUCCUGCCUGUCACCACCUGCAACUUGAUCUCCCAAGGAGAGCAGCUAUCAGUGUCACACCUCUUAUGCUUUCUUUUCCCUGUGGCAGUUUGGGGUUCUUCAAAUGGGGCAAUUUCCCCUAUUUGGAGACUAGAGUUGACAUUUCCCCAUGCCUUCCGUAAAGGUACAUGCCGGAAACUGCAUAAGCUUGUCACGAAAGGAGAUUAGACUGGAUUGGGCUGGGAGAUGGCUGGAUCUUCCCUUUAAAAAGCGUAGGACUAGUGAGGCAAGUAUUACUUUGGAGGGAUUAAAGAGCAAAAACAUAGGUUGCUUCCACUUUAAGAGUUAACUACUGCUUCUGCCCUCUGGUGGGCAUGACAAAAAUGGAGCAACAGGGUCCUCCUGCUGCAGAGACUGUUACAUUUCAUUGUUGAAUCAAGAAGAGGAGAAAUGAUUGCUGCUUGGAGGACCUAGAGGGAGGGAGAUGCAGCCUCCAUUGUGCCACUUUCUUCUGGUCAGUGCCAAAGUCUUUCUGCUUUAUUUCCCUUGAAAUCAAGGGGAGGGACAGCAUUUAGGAAGAUGGAACUGACUCUUACAGUACUUAUCUCAUACCCUAAUCCCUUGAGGGAUUCCAACACUCAAAUUAAUUGUUGGCUGGGUGUGGGGGGAAGAGUUGACUCUUAAGCCAGGCUGCAGGUGGCAUAUUGAUGGAGGGACAUACAUAACUGUUCUACUUUCUUUUCCCUAUGGUCCUCACACUCCUAUCUGGGCAAGGAAGCUAGACCAAUUUGCCAGGUCCUUCUCUGUAGCGUCUGGUUGCUGUUACAGGUUGAGAGGAAAAGGAGACAGCAGCCUCUCCUUUCUAAACCAUAGAAAGAGAAGCAGAGCAGCAAUGUCUCCUGACCUUUGUAACAUGCCCUCCCUGCUCCCAAGUGGCUGACCUUCUCUUCCCUCAAGCUUGGGCCAGAGAAGGCUAUUGUGACCCUAUCUGUGUCUAUACUGAGGACCCACAACUUGCUGUUUUUUGUGAGUGUUGGGAAAUAAGUCCUUCCUACCCCUACAGAAGCAAACACUGGAAAAGGUGCUGUGCUGUUUUGUCCAACCCAAUUUCAAUGACUGAUGUCUAAUUCUCCUCCUCCCCCCACCACUUUGCUCAAGUAUAGUAUGCAGGGACCACUCCUCUUGGGGGGUAGCCUUAAAGCAGAUUCAGCUCCAGCCUCUCCUCCACUUUUAUUUUAAAAGGGAAGUUCAUGUUAAGUACCUCACCUCUUAUUUUGGGGGAGGUCUUUUAAUUUAUUGGGGGGGGGAAUGACCUUGUUUACAUACAGCAUCAAGUUUUGGGGUGUGAUUUUUUGCUUCCUGAAUUAUGUAAAGAAUAAACUUUUUAUAUAUAA
Messenger RNA from Podarcis raffonei (Aeolian wall lizard), 6172 nucleotides. It is a transcript of the gene SLC12A6, whose product is annotated as solute carrier family 12 member 6. Gene Ontology annotation, cellular component: membrane. The record is from RefSeq and is a predicted model, not a curated record. NCBI's taxonomy places the organism in Eukaryota, Metazoa, Chordata, Lepidosauria, Squamata, Lacertidae. Gene Ontology annotation, molecular function: potassium:chloride symporter activity. The coding region runs from base 1193 to 4744 and encodes 1183 amino acids. The transcript has 27 exons. Gene Ontology annotation, biological process: chloride transmembrane transport; chemical synaptic transmission; potassium ion import across plasma membrane.